Messenger RNA from Trichophyton verrucosum HKI 0517, 648 nucleotides. RefSeq lists its product as uncharacterized. Bases 1 to 648 code for a protein of 215 amino acids. The record is from RefSeq and is a predicted model, not a curated record. The transcript is spliced from 3 exons. Lineage: Eukaryota; Fungi; Ascomycota; Eurotiomycetes; Onygenales; Arthrodermataceae.
AUGGGACUUGUUGCUAAUGUAUUCACAGAAGUUGAACGAGCGCUCGGCGUAGCGCCCCCAGAAACCAUAUCUAUUGGUCCAGAGCGCCCAUUAUACGAAGCAUGUCGCAGCAUGUUAUCAUCCAGGGCACGCCGUGUACCCCUGGUUUCAUAUGACAGUCAAACUGAAAGGCCAUUGGUGGUCAGCGUACUUACACAAUAUCGCCUUCUUAAGUUUGUUGCAGUGAAUGUGGCAGAGACACAAAAGCUGCGGAAGCCACUAAAGGAGAUCAAUCUUGGAACUUAUACCGAUAUAGUAACGGCUUCUAUGGAUACCCCUGUGAUUGAUGUUAUACAUAAGUUGGUUGAAAGGAGCAUAUCAAGUGUACCAAUUGUUAACAGUGAAGGUGUUGUAUACAACGUAUUCGAAGCUGUCGAUGUGAUCACAUUAAUUAAGGGAGGGGUAUAUGACGAUCUCAAUUUAGAGGACUUCCCUGGAAUUUAUACCUGUUCAGUCGAUGAUGGGCUGGAUACCAUUCUUGACACCAUCCGGAGAUCUAGGGUGCAUCGCCUGGUAGUUGUCGAUGACCAAUUCCGUCUCCGAGGAGUCCUUGCUUUAAGUGAUAUCCUUCAUUACCUACUGCUAGAUGGUGAACAGGACGAGCCAUGA